UGAUUUGGCUAGUAAAAAACUUCAUGGUAGUUGAGUUAACUGGUAGUUGGUUGGGAGAUUUGUGAUGGCCGUGUGUUGUCGUGUUUCUAUGAGAAACACAGUUACAAAAUCCUUCAAAAAAAUAAAUAGUUUAUAAUGUAUCCCCUAUUUCAUACACGGACAAUAAUCGCUGUACGGUCCAGCAUAUCCAAACAUGGAUAUAAUUGUUGGACAUGGUGCAGUCACAUGAAUCGGUUGGAGAAUAUUGCCCCACUUUAUUCAAGUACUAGAAAAAUCCAAUCAGUUUCAAGACCUACAGAUCCUGUGUUCAUGAGUUACCAUAUUAUAAGUCCUUUGUACAUGCAAAAUAGAAAUUUUUAUGUUACUCCUAUCUGGAAUGGACAAGAGCACUCCUCGAAGGUUGAAGAGACCGUUAAAAACAUUAAAGAACAAAAAGAACAAUUGGAGAAAGAGAAACAAGCAGUUAGCACAAGCGCAGUAGCAGAAGCUCCCACAAAAGCAGUUGUCGAAAAACGCACUAUUUGGCAAAAAGUGAAGGCUGAGAUGCUGCAUUAUUAUCAUGGGUUUAGAUUAUUGGGUCUAGAUAUGAAAGUAUCUGCAAAAUUAAUAUGGCGUAUCUUAAAUGGGAAAGAUUUGAGCAGAAGAGAACACAGACUGCUAAUCAAAACUACAGGCGAUGUAUUCAGACUGAUACCAUUUUCCGUGUUUAUAAUUGUUCCAUUUAUGGAACUCCUACUGCCAGUAGCCAUCAAACUAUUCCCAGGACUUUUACCAUCCACGUUUCAAACAGCAACUGAAAAAGAAGAUAAACUUAAACAAGCUUUAAAGGUAAAAUUGGAGGUAGCAAAAUUCCUGCAGAAGACACUAGAUGAUAUGGCUGUACAGUCAUCGGAUAGGAUGUCACAUAAAGCUAAAGAGUUCAGCGACUUUUUCUACAAAAUUAGAACGACUGGCAAUGUUGCAACAAACGAUGAAAUAAUGAAGUUUAGUAAACUUUUCGAAGACGAAAUCACAUUAGAUUCUCUAUCUCGGCCGCAGUUGAUUGCACUAUGCAGAGUAGUAGAUGUUCAAACUUUGGGGACUACCAAUUUCCUCAGAUUCCAAUUGAGAAUGAAGUUAAGAAGUUUGGCAGCCGACGACAGGCUGAUUGAGAAAGAAGGCGUCGAAUCCCUGACGAGAACAGAAUUGCAGCAGGCGUGUAGAGCUCGAGGUAUGAGGGCCUAUGGAAUGCCGGAAGGAAGAUUGAGGGACCAAUUAAGGCAAUGGUUGGACCUGAGUCUUAGUGAAAAAGUUCCUCCAACUCUCCUGCUUCUAUCCCGAGCUCUGAUGGUCCCUGAAACUAUUCCUACUUCUGAUAAACUAAAAGCCACUAUAUCAGCUCUACCCGACACUGUGGUAGCUCGUACAAAGGGUGCCAUCAGUGAAAAGGAGGGCAAAGUUGAUCACCGAACAAACAUUGAAAUCAUCAAAGAAGAGGAACGCCGAAUUGAAGAAGAACGUCAAGAAAGAAGGGAGGAGAGAGUUCCUGAACCAUCCACCAUCGAUCUUAGUCUGCAUAAUAAAGACGAAAUCACUACUAAAGAUGUCAAGGUCUUGGAACAGGCCUUGGAUAAUCUAGGAAAGGAGAAGAAAAUGGCAGUUGAAAAGGAAGAAAUCAAGGAACUGAAGGAAGAGAUGGCAGAAUAUCAAGAGGACAUCCAGGAAUUGUAUCAAAUGAAAGCACAAGCUAAGGGUGAAGCAGACAUCGACGGGUUGAAAGUAUCAAAGGGAGCCAAACGUUUGUUUACCAAGGUUAAUAAAAUGAUCAACAAGAUGGAUGCUGUAUUAGCAGAACUUGAACAAUCGGAGAAGCAAAUGAAAGAAAAAAUUGAAGCUCUUAGUUCUGAGGAAAAAACAGACUCUCAGGCUGCAGCUGAACUUGUGAAGAUAGAUGAGCUUAUCGCAGCUAUAAAAAAGAUCCAAAACGUUCCCGAUGAAUCUAGAUUGAAUAGAAUGGCAGAGAUCCUUGGAAGGAUCGAUGAUGACAGGGACGGUGCCAUUAAAAUCGAAGAUGUUCUCAAGGUUGUGGAAUUGAUAGGACAAGAAGAUGUGAAACUCAGCAAAAAACAAGUGGAUGAGCUCCUCGAACUCAUGGACAAGGAAGAGGUACUAGAAGUUGAGGAACAGAUCCAAAAAGCAUUGAAAAAAAUAGGAAAAGAAGAAAAGGAAGCUCUUGCAGAGGUAAAAGUGAUAGAUGAAAAAGAUGAUACUUCACCUAAGACGUCCCAACCACAACCGAGUGAAACUGAACGGACAACCGAAUUUUCAAGUACGAAGCCGCAAGAGAACAAGGGCACAAUAUCUACUGAAGACAGAAGUCACGUGGCUCAGCAACCGACAGGUGGAAAACCAGCGAAUUCAGAUAUCGUCAGAGAUCCUACAGUGACGUCGGUCACAUCCAGUGUACCUCCAGCACCAAAAAAAGCUGAAGGUUCAAAACAACUGUGAUUUUGUAGGGUUGAAUGCAACCAGAAACAUUGACUUAUUCACAUCCUAAUCAAAGACAGAUGAAAUGAAUCAGAAAAUAUUGCUAGUGGUUUCAUUGAAAUGUUUGGUAUCCGUCGACCUGUUGCGUCUCAAAACCAGUGUGACAGUUAGCUAAAUGGAAAAUUAUGGGAAUCGAUAUAACACAAUAUGAAAGUUACUGCCUCCCCAUUGCAAGUGGUUGAAAAAUAUCUUCGAAUUCCACGUUUACAAUAUCGUGCAUUUCUUUAUAUUCUAUAAUAUGGAAUGGUGCUUCUAACGUCCGUUUCGUGUGAAUUCUAAACGAGGACAUUGCAUUCUACACAUAAUUACUUAUAAUUCAUGAAUACAAUAUAGUAACUUAGCAUAAUCGAAAGAGGGGUAAUAUUAUUAUGGUAAUUACUACUCUUUAUCUAAGUGACAAUAUGCAUGCGCUGGCCACAAUCAUGUGUCGCUUAUUGUUAACUGAAUAAUUUUCAUUUCGAAUAACAAAAGUCUUAUUAUCUCAUCCAAUAACCGAGGUAUCAUUCCAUGUGAUCGAAAUCCAGUCAUCGCCGCGAACACUCAUAAAUGUUUUCUCUAUCCAGUUUUAGCCAUUAGAAACUACACAACCCACACAAGCGCCCCCGUGUAUGGAACAUGGUGCAAAAUGUGAUGAAUGAUAUAGAUGCAAGUAUAUGUUGUAUAGGCAUACUGGUAUGUGCGUAUGUAUGCAUUCAUCUAUUCAUGAAAUAUGAAAUACGAAAAUGAAAUAAUUGUUAAUCAAUUCAAGAUUGUACCGUUGUUAUAUUAAAACGAAGUAAUUCAACAAAGAUUCUAUAUUUUCAUUAUUUGGCUUUAGUAUUUAUUUUUAUUUUUAUUUUUUUUUCACAACUACAUCUACUUUGCUACUUGGAUACCUAAUAUACUUUUUCAUCGUAAGGUUGUUAAGUUAUAAUGUAUAGCUGUAGCUCCUGGACAGUAUUUGAUGAGGUUGACGAACUCUUGAGACGUAAGAAAAAAACAUUAUAAAUUGAAAAUAGACCUGAGCGUCAUAAUAUUAUAUAGUUAUGUAUAUAAAUAUUUCCUGACGCUAAUGUAUUUAUGUAAAUCCAAAAAUAUAAGAAAUAUACGUCUAUAACAUCUGCA
Messenger RNA from Athalia rosae (coleseed sawfly), 3630 nucleotides. RefSeq names its product mitochondrial proton/calcium exchanger protein (gene Letm1). Gene Ontology annotation, cellular component: mitochondrial inner membrane. The record is from RefSeq and is a predicted model, not a curated record. The transcript has 7 exons. Bases 136 to 2487 code for a protein of 783 amino acids. Gene Ontology annotation, molecular function: ribosome binding; calcium ion binding. Gene Ontology annotation, biological process: intracellular monoatomic cation homeostasis. Lineage: Eukaryota; Metazoa; Arthropoda; Insecta; Hymenoptera; Athaliidae.